AUAUCUGAAUGUAAGGGCGGUAAAACAGAAUUUAUGUUAAAGCGGCCUGCCAUACUCCCCGUCAUCAUUUCAUGGCUCCGGAUGAUGGAAAACAAACCAGGCUAAGCCCCGCCCACAUCUUGUAUCCAGGCGACCUACAUCCUAUGUGCGCGAGGCAUUACGUCAGCGGCAAACGUCUCUCCAGGCAGACUCAACGUUCAGAGGAGGUGACCGGGCGGCGGGAGGCUUUCUGAGCGGAAAAUAAGGCGAGAAGAGGGAAACCGAGGCGCCGGCAUUCAAGUGUGAAGAUGCAGCUUAAGUUUUCUCUACUGUGCCUUCUUUUGUUUCACUUUCCUUUCCUAUUGGCCAAAAGAGGUGGAGGCUUAGGGAAGGGCCUUGGUGGAAGAAAGGGGUCCACAUCCAGCCGAAGUGGCACUAGCAGCAACACAUGGUACAAAAGCAAUCAGGGCUCUAAUCCUCAGGGUGGACAACCCAAACAGCCAAAACAAAGCAACCAGGGAGGAUACCCAGGUGGUUACCCCAGGCAGCAGGGUGGAGGCUACUACAACCCUUAUGGAGGAAUGGGGUCACCAUAUAGCAACAGAGGGUACCCAGGUGGAUACAUCAAUGCCAACCCAAAUAAUAAAAUUUUAAGCCCUCGCUAUGGUGGCAGCUUUGGCUAUGGAGGGUAUGGCUCGAGGGGUGGCUCUCCAUUUUCCCAGUCAGUCCAGGGAAUGGGUUUGUUUCCUAACAGCAACUCCAGAGGGUUUGGACGCUCAGCAAUGAUAGCAGCGGGUGGAGGGGCUGUGGCGGGGAUGGCCCUGGGUUACGGAUUGGGAAGGUUCCCCCGGCCCAAUUUUCAUUUUCACAACGCCCAACAAGAGUACCACUACAACCACUACAUGUACAGGAAAUAUGGUACCCGUUCAACUGACGCCAACGACUACAGCAGAGACUAUCGCUUCAAUACUCCCCCAGGAAACUACGACGACUUCAUGGACGACUGCAUGAAGAGAAUUGACCUGUCUGCAGAGAGUCAAAAGCCACUAAGUAAACCAACCAGCAGGACCCCAAGUAGAGCGUCCACCCCUUUAACCAACAACACGACAAACACCACCACACCUUCAAGUCCAUCGUCACAGGAAUCCAGCAGUGCUGAAGACGACGGCACAGUCAGCAUAGUAGAGAUUGGCUAUCCGGCACUGAUCGAGCAGCUAAAGGUCAGGAAGUGCUUGGAGCGAUACAUGGUUAACUCUGAUCAAUACUUAGUGAGACAGAAUGGAGGAGCUCAGGCGCUGACGUUAGGCCUGCCGGGGGUUUUAUCUGCAGCCUUUGCUACAACAUUGAUGAUAAUUAAUAGCAACAUAAUAAUGUUGCUGCACUGACAGCAUUUGCAGGGUGAAUCAGUUGAGAUUUUGCCAUCCUCCUCUCUACCUGGAAGAAUAUUAAAACAUGGAAGUAGAAAAAAGCUUCUUUUACAUUGCAAAAACAGUCUUACCAAGUAUUUUUGUCUAGUAUGAGAAAAAAUGUGUUAGUAAAAUAAUUAUCAGUUGAACUCAUCCUUUUUUAAAAUCUCUAUUAAGAAAUAUUGACUUAAAGCAAGCUCCCAUAUCUUGCUGAAGAGUUACCCGUAAG
Molecule: messenger RNA, 1614 nt
Organism: Xiphophorus maculatus (southern platyfish)
Lineage: Eukaryota; Metazoa; Chordata; Actinopteri; Cyprinodontiformes; Poeciliidae
Exons: 2
Coding region: 288-1364 (358 amino acids)
Biological process (GO): protein homooligomerization
Cellular component (GO): membrane
Source: RefSeq, a predicted model, not a curated record